GGCUCUGCGAGGGGCAGGCGCAGAGUGUGUGUGCUUCAAGCUUGGAUCUGUUCUUCAAGAGUGAGCGUCUCCCUCUCUCACUCUCCACAAGUCGUUAAAGUCUGAAAGCGGAGGAGGGAGAGACGGCAGAGAGACCAGGGGAGGUCUGACGACACCAUCCCAGCUUUUUUUUUUCCCCCGGCACCUUAUUUUGAAUGCACGGAUUGAUGAGUGCGAGCGCACAGUCUGCAUCUGGCCUGUGGUCUCCUGGAGGAACACCAAGAAUUUAAAAACCAAGGCUGUCACCCUGCAAGAGAUGUGUGCAACGCUUCCUGCCAGGACAAGAACUUGAAGGAUCCUUCAAAAAAAAAACGGAGCGCGUGUAUCUGUCCAUGGUGGGAGUAGGAUUCAAUGCAGGAGGCCCAGUGUAAGAAUGGAUGACGCAUGCUCCAGGCUAACGGUGUCUGAUCCAGCUUUAAAGCAAAGAAGGAACACCUAAGGAGACAAGAAGAACUUACCAGACUUCACCUGCAACUUUCCCCCAAAGCUGAUAUGAUGCUUUGGUGCAACCAGUUGCUCUCUUUAGCAGCACUUCUUGUGAUUGUGAGCUGCGGAGGAGGGGAGCAGAGGAGAGGGACGGAUAGCAGCAGCAGCAGCAGCAGCAGCAGCAGCACAGGUGGCGGCAGUAGCAGUAGUAGUAGUAGUGGAGGGAGUAGCAGCAGCAGUAAUAAUUACAGCAGCAGCAGACGCUUUCAUAAGAUCCAGCAUGGCCAGUGCACCUACACCUUCAUCCUGCCUGAGGGGGACGGAGGCCGAGGGGGAUCCUGCAGGGAGGCCAAAGCUGGGAACCCGCAGCAGCAGCAGCAGCAGAACGCCAACUCCCUCCAGAGGGACGCCCCGCCACCUGAGCCGGACUUCCCCAGCCAGAAGAUCCAGCAACUGGAGCACAUUAUGGAGAACUAUACCCAGUGGUUGCAGAAGAUUGAGAACUACAUCAAGGAAAGCAUGAAGACUGAGAUGGCUCAACUGCAGCAGAGUGCAGUCCACAACCACACAGCCGCCAUGUUGGAAAUGGGCACCAACCUUCUGUCUCAGACCGCUGCACAGACACGAAAGCUAACUGACGUUGAGACACAGGUUCUGAAUCAGACAUCCAGGCUGGAGAUCCAGCUGCUGGAAAACUCUCUUUCCACUAACAAGCUGGAGAAGGACUUAAUGGUCCAGACCAAUGAGAUCAGCAAGCUGCAUGACAAGAACAGCCUUAUGGAGCAGAAGAUGUUAGAAAUGGAGAUGCGACACCGUGAAGAGCUGGAGACGCUAAAGCAGGAGAAGGGGAGUCUGCAGACUCUGGUGGGAAGCCAGAGCGGGGUCAUCAGGGAGCUGGAGGCUCAGCUGAGCCGGGCCACGGGAAACAGCACGGCCCUGCAGAGGCAGCAGCAGGAGAUGAUGGAUACCGUCCAUAAUCUGCUUAACCUCUGCUCGAAGGAUGGAGUUGUGCCCAACAGUACAAAGGUUGCAGAUGAAGAGAAGAAAUUCCGUGACUGUGCGGACCUCUACCAGGCUGGCAUUCAUAAGAACGGAGUCUACACCAUCCAGAUUAACCCACAGGAGACCAGAAAGGUGUAUUGCAACAUGGAAACAGCCGGGGGAGGAUGGACGGUCAUCCAGCGCAGAGAAGACGGCAGCGUGGACUUCCAGAAAACGUGGAAGGAGUAUAAAAUGGGUUUUGGGAGCGUUUCUGCAGAGCACUGGUUGGGAAACGAGUAUGUUUACCAGUUGACCAGCAAUAGGCAGUACGCCCUCCGCGUGGUGCUGACAGACUGGGACGGACACCAGGCCUUCUCACUCUACGACCGCUUCCAGAUUGGCAGUGAGAAACAGAACUACAGACUGUUUCUGAAAAGCCACAGUGGGACCGCAGGCAGACAGAGCAGUCUGGUAAUCCACGGAGCAGACUUCAGCACCAAGGACAUGGACAACGACAACUGCAUGUGCAAGUGUGCCCUCAUGCUAACUGGUGGUUGGUGGUUUGAUGCCUGCGGCCCGUCCAACCUUAACGGCAUGUACUUCACUCAAGGACAACACGUGGGGAAGUUGAACGGUAUCAAGUGGCACUACUUCAAGGGUCCCAGCUACUCGCUACGAGCCACCGUCAUGAUGAUCCGCCCCUUGGACUUCUCCUAGUCCUUCUGAACUUGUGAACUUUCAGCAUCUGAACGGCUGUGUGUGUGCAGCACAUUAAGGGGGGGAGGGGGGGGGGGGGGGGGGGGGGGGCGCUUCCCAUUUCAUCCUCAUGUCUCAUCUCAAUUCGCUGGCCAUUGGAAGUCGUCCGCAUAUAAAUCAUUUCCUGGAACUGCGCUGAUGCUGCUGCUGCUGCUGCUGCUGCUGCUGCAUUACAACCUUUCCCCUCAAUAGACUGAAAAACACUCAUGAAGGAGGGGGCAGAGCAAAGACAUUAUCCAACAUGAACUGAUAUCUGUUCCCAAGCAGAUUCACAAACUUGACCUUGUGCGUGAGGAUGAAUGUGUUCAGGUGCAGAAUUUUAAGCUCGCUGUGAGGCCGCCUUGAGUGAAAAUGUAAACACAUUAACAUCUUCUUCACCUCUUUCAUCGGGGGCCUUCUUUGGGGGGGAAAAAAAAGGAGAACUUGUAAUCUCUUGUAUGGAAAAGCAGCACUGACUCUGAAACUGCAGGACAGAACUUUUUUUCUGGAAGGACACGGAAGAGAUCAAAUGCAUUUUUUUUUGUAUUGAUAUGUUGCCAACAGAGCACAGCCCAUUAAUAUUCUGAAUGUAUUAUAUAUUGUUUUUUUAGCAUCAUAUGUGUUAUCCCAGUUGUAUAUCCAAAAGUGAAUAGAUUGUCUUUUGUACUGUACAGCGUGUACUUAUUUCUGUCUGCGUUCUGUUUUGAAGGUGACCUUGUAAUUGAAGUGAUUUGUAAUAGUUGACGGGUCACUCGCAGUAUUACACACUAGCCUUCCUGACAGUGUGUGUGAUUAUUUUUAGAGUUCAAGACGUGAGGUUGUUUAUUGGAUUAGUUUCUGGACUGAAGUCUUUCUUUUUUGUCUUUCCUAUUGGCUGACAAGCAGCUACUACCUGCCAAGGUUCAGAUUGUGAGUGAUCACCUUACAUCUGCUAAAUAUGAAAAACAAGAAUAUUAAAUCAGAUGAAAUUAGAACUUAAUUCUUAAAUGUUGCAGCUGUGUACAAGUGGGGGGAAUAGUAUUAACGUGCAACGAGUAAUGCUUAUUUUCAAAUAUUCCCAGAAAUGAUCGGUUUAUUAUUGUGUGUUAUGAUAAAGUACACGAUCAUGAUGCAUAUUCAGAAAAAUGUUAAUGCUCGAAUAAAGCUGGUGUCCCAAAUGUACAAAAGUACGGUGGUCUACAAGGGAAAAAAUUCUGCAAUUGCCAAAAAUGAUUAUUUUUUUUUUUAUUUUUUUUUUAGAAGGAACCGGCUGCAAGACAGGAACAAUAAUUAAAAAUCACAUGCAAAAGUCCAAAACCAGCGCCCCCUACAGGCCCUGUUUCAGAGAGCAGGCUCAGAAAAGCCUGAGUUGGAGUUGAUUGAGGCUGAGCUGGAAAACAGAGCAGCUGAUUUGCGUUUGGUCAAUUAACUGAGUAUGUUCACUCGGGGUUCAGCACGUGCAACACGACUAUAAAAAGCCAACAUUCAAGGAGCCCAGAUACUAAACUUCGCCAUGGCAACAGGUGACAAAAAGAGGUCUACGUACUUUAUCCUUCUGGAAUUAGAAACCUUCAUGCUGACGUUCAGCGAGUAUGAACAUGCAGCGGCCAUGGAGGGAGAAGUGGCUGCUGAUGGAGUCCGUCUGUAAGUUUGAAUGUAAUCUAUUCAUUUAAUAUUAAGUCACACUUAUAGGCUAAUAUCACAGGUGGGAAAAAAAGUAUAUUUACAAUCCAACGGGAGAUAAACUGACAUGGAAGCAUCUGAAAAUUAAUUUUAAAAAUAUAGUUCAAACAAAAGGGUUAGGCAUAAAAGGCUCUUGUUGGAUCUUACAUCACAGACGAUUUGACAUUUAAAUUAGCAUUAGCUUCAUCUCCAACACGAAGCUGGUUUCACACACAUACAUGUCCUCUCACUUUUACCCGAUUAAGAUAAUUCAAAGUAACUCUGCAGAGUAUAAACUAUAGAUGCUCCUCGACUAAAGGACAUGCUUGGACAGAAUAGUAGCCUACCUGUUAUUCAGCAUGCAUCACAGAUAAUAUUAAAACAAUCUGAAUUUCUAAUCAGACAAAACGGUGAAUCUUCACCAACAUGCACAUGAUGCGUACUGAAUGAACCAAUGAGAAAAUGAAUCUGCAAUUCCGGCUCUGAAAGAGGAGACGGAGAGAAACUCUAAAGGUUCACUGAAGAAAACCUGCUCCCGACAAGAUUAGACUCACAGACUCUGUUGCCAUAGUAACAGACUCAGAGCUAAAGUUACCUCUCUUCCUGGACGGGCUUGGUUAGCCCUCUUUCUCGGGGUUGAGUGGGCUCCCUUUCUUAGGGCCCUGGAGCACUUUAAUAGUGUUGUCUGGAUGUGCAGUGUUUUUCAUUUUGUGUUUUCUUCGUUUAGUUUUUUACAUUUUCAAGGAUUUAAUUGUUUUAGCAUUUCGCAUCACCUUAUUUGUUGGUGUUCCACAUUUCUGCCGUUGUUUUGGACUUCUGUAUGCGUUUUUUAAAAUUGGCAUUGUUUCUGAAAGCAGCUCUUCUCUCCUGGAAAUCUGUGUAACUGUUGCUGUAUGUUUGCCCUCGUGGGCCACCGUACUUACCUUUAAAAACAAUGUGGCGUUACUAAAGUCUACCUGUAAAGGACUUAUAUAUAAAACUGCCUUCUCCCGGUUUCAUCAUGACCUCUCACCUUUCUCACAAAGAGCAGAUCCUCCACAAAAAAAUGACAUCCAAACUAUUUUUCUCAGACGUAGAAACGACACAGCUUUAACAUCCAGCCCGUUUCUGUUUCCCAUCAACGAAGCCUUAAGAGGAAAAAAAAGAAGCUGGGAUUUGAUAUGAAGCAUGAAAUUAAUGAUUCCUCCAAGUGAUCCGUGUGAACACGUAUUUCAUAACUUCCAGCUUACAACAACACACAGUAUUUACUGAAGGUACAUGUGGCAGGAAGAUAAAGUGUAUCUGGAACUUGUAAAACUACAAUUGACAUGUUUAUUAGCAUAGUUUACAUUGUAUAAUUUAAAGUGUGUGUAUGUGAAGUAGCCUUCCUGAGGAAAAAGCUCUUCUUCUUUUCUUUUUCUUUUCCCGCUCUUUGACUCUGCCAGGAGUUCAGUGGUGUUUUGAAGUUGAGCAUAAAAACAUGGAAGUUAAGAUAAUAACCCUGGAGAAAUGUGCCUUUGAUAACUCUGCCUUUACCUCAUUAAAUUCCAGAUUUGCAGAUUUAUUUAAACAUUUUUUUUUGUAACAUGUGGUCAGUGUUGUGUUGCUAGAUUAAAUAAAGGCGCAUGUGAUGCACUAAUGUUUACAA
Molecule: messenger RNA, 5449 nt
Organism: Labrus mixtus (cuckoo wrasse)
Lineage: Eukaryota; Metazoa; Chordata; Actinopteri; Labriformes; Labridae
Gene: angpt1
Product: angiopoietin 1
Exons: 9
Coding region: 532-2163 (543 amino acids)
Biological process (GO): Tie signaling pathway; angiogenesis
Molecular function (GO): receptor tyrosine kinase binding
Source: RefSeq, a predicted model, not a curated record